Molecule: messenger RNA, 918 nt
Organism: Orbilia oligospora ATCC 24927
Lineage: Eukaryota; Fungi; Ascomycota; Orbiliomycetes; Orbiliales; Orbiliaceae
Exons: 2
Coding region: 1-918 (305 amino acids)
Source: RefSeq, a predicted model, not a curated record
AUGUCUGAAUCCUCGAAUACAACGGCGGUAUCUACGGCGCGGGACGACAGUAGCACAUCCUCAGCAUCUUCAUCGUCAUCUAGUAGUAGCAUUGGUUCCGACGGAAAAGACGACAAGAUAAGUUCGACGCAGCCACCACUGCCGCCUGGUCAGAAGAAGGAGGAGUCGGUUAUUAUGGAAUUGGCCACAAAUUUCAAGAGCAUUCUGAGGUGGUGUGUGAGCUGGGGCGAUGAUCCGAAAGAUAGUAAAACUGAAAAGGAAGAACGAGAUGAUUUAGUGGAGGAAAGGCAGGACACAGGAUAUACCUUGAAGGUCGAAGGGAAUUCUAGGAAGCGACGGCGGCUUACUCCACCCGGCGAAGACGAUGAACUACCACGAGUCAAUGGCGGGAUACAAAAGUCAAAACUCCACGUGUCGGGAAUAACGGCGAAGGUCGAACCCUCGAGAAGCGAAAUUGCGGCGCCCAGAUAUACUUCCGAACAACCGAAUUCUGUCGCCACUACCAAAGGUGCCUCGGUACUUGAGAAUGGCACUGCAGAACCAGUGUCGUUAAUCGAAUUUACUGAAUCGAAAUGGAAGGAGCAAUCGCAAACGCCGUCGUUGGAACCCUUGAGGACUAUACAUGCGCCGUCGGGGAAAGAUCAACUUGCCAGAUCGCUGGCGAGACGGAAUAAAGCAACCCAACAACCGAAAUCGGUUAGUUCGAUUGCGUAUUACAGAGAGUCGCUAUUGGGUAGUAGUCGGAUUAGCAAGAGGUCUGCGACGCCGAUGUCGAUGAGUGUGAGGAGUCGGAGACAGACCUCAACACCACACAGAAGUGUGAUAGGAUCAACGCCUAACCGAUGGAUGGAGCCAAGCCAGUAUAGCCCGCCGUCGGCAUCUCUAAACAGUAGGUCAUGGGUCCUGUGCGUCUGUUAA